CAGGAAAAUCAGAGUGGAUGAUUCUAGAAAGAUCCAUAUCAACCUUGUGUUUGCCUUGAUCUUCCUCAAUUUACAUUUUUUACCCAAUGAGACGGUCGCAACAUCUUCCUCAUCAGGCCUUUGCCUUUACAUGGCUCUUGCUCUUCACUACUUUCUGUUGGCCACCCUCUGCUGGAUGGCCUUGGAGGGGUUCCACCUCUACCUUCUCAUAGUCAAAGUCUUCAACAUUUAUAUCAGUAGAUACCUGCUGAAAGUCAGCGUGAUUGGAUGGGGAGUUCCAGCAGUCAUUGUAUCAAUUGUGUUGUCUAUAAAUAAGGAGUAUUAUGGAUGCGCAAAGUUGACCAACAGGAGUAUGUGCUUCAUAACUGACAGUAAAGUGAGGCUGGUGACCACGCUGGGACCGUUCGCCCUUUUGUUCAUCUUUAACACUGUCAUGUUUUCUAUGACUGUGAAGUAUCUAAUAACUAACCAGCAUCAUAAAGAGUUUGGACAAAUGAAAAAUAACAGAAUGCAGGACACAGUCAUGCUGCUGGCACUCAUCACUCUGCUUGGCCUUGGCUGGGGCUGCUUCUUCUUCACAUUUUGGCGCCAGGCGACUCCUCUCCUCUACAUCUUCUCCACUGUCAACUCACUGCAAGGUUUCUUCAUAUUUCUCUACUUUGUGUUGACUCUGAGGAAGAUCAAAGACCCAGAAACGACAACUGGAAAUAAAACAAACUCUUAGGGCUUUUAAACUAUUAGAAGUUAGAGCUUGCUGCUCAAUAGAGCUGCAUUUGAAUAAUAUAUACUGUAAUGUUUUUUUUAUGCUUAAGUGGAUGUUGUAUUUUUAAGUUGUUUUUUGUCCAAGCCAAUAGCCAGUGGCCAAGUGGCCUAAUGUCAGAUUAUGUCAUGUGUUCCUUAUUAUAGUUUUAGUGAUAAGUUUCUAUUUUAUACGUGGUUUAAAAAUUGUAUUCAUUUAUAAAUUGUUGGACCCAAAAGAGGGAGAGCUGGGUCUCAACAUGUGAGGGGGGGAAACAGAAAUGUGAGGACGUGUAGCAGGUUAAGGUGAUCAAGGACAAAGCUGGAAAAGUGUUGUUAAGUUAUUGUUUUCUCCUGUCACUAGUUUGAUUGAUUUCAACUGUUCUGUAGCUGUUUCAGGGAUUUCCUGUCUUCCUGUUUGAGUCAGAGGAUUUUAUUUGUUAAUUUUCUUGUAUCACCUUUUUUGUAUUCCUUGUAUUGACCCAGUCCAAUGAAAACUGUGUUUUUCUGUGUUUUUAACGUGUUCUUGGGGUAUUUUUCUCAUGAUAGAGGAGACGUUUAAAGGAAUUGCAGCUUAAAAUUGCCUUUCUGAGAAUUUCUGUAUUCAUAUCACCGUGAAUCAGGAGUUACUACGGCAAGCCACAAGCCACUCUGCUCUGCCCCAUUCUGCAUCCGCUUGUAUACAAAUAGAUCCAUACGUCUUCAUUGACCUCAUCCAAGCUGGUCUCUGGCUCCAAACUGUACGGCUGGAUGGCUCCAUUAUUGCUCACCAUUUCUGUUUCACCACUGAUGUUAGGUUGGGGGUGUGAGGGGCUGUAAGCCAGGGGGAGAGCACGUAAACAGAUGGAUGAUUCGUAGAGACCGGCCUCACUCUGCACCAACACAUGAGUGUUGUGUAGCAUGUAAAGUGAGUGACACAAGAACCCAGGUUACCUGGAAGUGAGGUAGAUCUUCUGUAUUGCAAUUGCACCAAAGCUUCAAUUUUUGAGUUAGUACAUAAUGUGCACACGUUUAAAUAUGUUUUGAAUCUGCAUAAAUUUUUUGUAUUUGGGAAAAAAAAGGUUUCACAUGCAGGAUUAUUUUGUACUUUUGCAACAUCAAUUUUUUUUUUCCUUUUGGAAAGUAGAUUUUUGACUAAUAAAUAUUAAAACAUGUGAAAAACAUUUACAGCUACAGAUUUUUUUUUCUGUUCAAAAAUAUUACCAGGUACUUAAAGCACCACUUACAACACACAAGUGUUCUUUCUGCAAGAGCAUGCCUGUAAACAGAUACAACUUUAAGAUACAAUUUGGGACUAAGGCUUUAACCCAAGCUGCAAUAAAAAAAACACAGAACUAAAUGUGAGCAGAUUUAAGCUCUAAUAAAAUGUAAACACCACACAAUUGGUUUGAAUAAGAACUUAUUGCUUUAUGAGUUUAAUUAUUGUAUUUCACGAUAUUUACAUUAUUUAUUCUACAUUAAAUGUGUCUUUUAAUCUACUGUGUGGGAUUUGAUGGAUAUAUGGGUCAACAGACAGACAUGUAGUUUCACAAGGGACAUCCAUCCGUCCGUCUAUCCAUCCAUCUAGAAAAGCGGUCCCCAACAGCGGCCCGCAGACCGGUACCGGUCCGUGAGUCACUUGGUACCGGGCCGCACAGAAAGAAAACGUAACUUACAAAAAUAUCUCUUUGAUGUCUUCUUUUGUGUGUGUCACAUUUGUAACUUAGAAGCUGCUGCUGCUC
Messenger RNA from Oryzias latipes (Japanese medaka), 2459 nucleotides. Its product is annotated as adhesion G-protein coupled receptor G2-like. Gene Ontology annotation, cellular component: plasma membrane. Lineage: Eukaryota; Metazoa; Chordata; Actinopteri; Beloniformes; Adrianichthyidae. Gene Ontology annotation, molecular function: G protein-coupled receptor activity. Gene Ontology annotation, biological process: cell surface receptor signaling pathway; adenylate cyclase-activating G protein-coupled receptor signaling pathway. The record is from RefSeq and is a predicted model, not a curated record.